Molecule: messenger RNA, 822 nt
Organism: Lutzomyia longipalpis
Lineage: Eukaryota; Metazoa; Arthropoda; Insecta; Diptera; Psychodidae
Gene: AP-2sigma
Product: AP-2 complex subunit sigma
Exons: 3
Coding region: 111-539 (142 amino acids)
Biological process (GO): clathrin-dependent endocytosis; intracellular protein transport
Cellular component (GO): membrane coat; intracellular membrane-bounded organelle; AP-2 adaptor complex
Molecular function (GO): clathrin-cargo adaptor activity
Source: RefSeq, a predicted model, not a curated record
UUUUUUCCCAAUUGUCAAAAUAUUUGUGACAAAACAGAAGAAAAUUUGCUUAUUUUGUGAGAAAAUUUUGUGCUUUUCUGCAAGUUUUUUCUGCGAAUUUCCCAUCGAAAAUGAUACGAUUUAUCUUGAUACAAAAUCGUGCGGGGAAAACGCGCCUCGCAAAAUGGUACAUGAAUUUCGAUGAUGAUGAAAAGCAGAAAUUAAUUGAGGAAGUUCAUGCUGUGGUGACUGUCCGGGAUGCUAAACACACCAACUUUGUCGAGUUCAGGAACUUCAAGAUUGUCUACAGACGCUAUGCUGGACUCUACUUCUGCAUCUGUGUGGAUGUGAAUGAUAACAAUUUGUGCUACUUGGAGGCGAUUCACAACUUUGUGGAGGUUCUCAAUGAAUACUUCCACAAUGUCUGCGAGCUAGAUCUCGUGUUUAACUUCUACAAAGUCUACACGGUGGUGGAUGAGAUGUUCCUGGCCGGGGAGAUCCGGGAAACGUCUCAGACAAAAGUUCUCAAACAACUCCUCACACUCAACUCAUUAGAAUAAAAAGGACAAAAGGAUGAAAAAAAAAGUUAUAUUGAAUAUUCGUGAUUCCCAGAGCAGGAAGUUGCGGAGAAAGAAAAAAUAAUCUAAUUGUUAAUGCUUGUUCUCUCGAAGACUCACCUGCGAGACUAUUAUUAUAUACAAUAUGUACAUUUUUCUUCAGGAUGAAGGAAGAAUGAUAGAUUUAUUCCAAAAUUAUAUUUAAGUUUCCAUGAAGGACCCUUUCACCGCUGUUUAGAAUCAUUCUCAUUUAAUAAAUGAUUUAAUUCCACGUAUAAAUUGAAAA